GCCAUGAUGAACAUUGUGAGGCGAUGGUCGUUCAGAAGACCCGGGAUCCAUUUUAUGAGGCGAUACGUAUCCAGUGGGCAAGAAGAACUAUACCGGCCAAUCCAUCCAUUACUACUCAAACGAGCAGAAUUAAUGGAAAAAGAGUAUGACGAAUUAUCGCAAGAAAUGAAUGAAAAAUCGGGCAGUUUUAGUCAAGAAAGUAACGUUAGACUCUCCAAUCUUUCAGUGAUCCUUGAGAAUUACGAGCAGUAUAAGCACGACAUCAAGAAUCUUGAAGGAUUAAAGGAGAUGAUUGAAGAUCCAGAAGGAGAUUAUGAAUUAGCAGAAGAAUCAAUGAAGGAAUUACAAGCAAUGUUACCCAAUUUUAAUGAGUCUAUUAAUGUGUUGCAAACCCGGUUAUUGCCUAGCUUGCCUCAUAGCGAUAAGCCAGCUUUAAUAGAAUUAAGACCAGGGGUAGGGGGACAUGAGGCAGGGAUUUUCACUAGUGAUUUAAAAUCAAUGUAUACUAAUUUUGCUCAAUAUAACAAAUGGAAAUGGCAAAUAAUCAGUGAGAACUUCGCCAAUAAUGGAUAUUGCAAUGAGUGUAUUAUAAGUAUUGAUUCACCGGAGGCAUAUAAUAUAUUACGUCAUGAAAGUGGAGUUCAUCGAGUACAAAGAAUUCCUCUUACCGAGUCCAAAGGAAGAAUACAUACCAGUACGGCAGCAGUGGUGGUCUUACCAAAGAUAUCUACCGGGACCGAGGCAUCAUUGAAAGAAGAUGAAAGACAGUUUGCCCCGGGAGAAGUUCGAGUUGAUACCAUGAGAGCAGGAGGUAAGGGAGGACAACAUGUCAAUACCACCGAUUCUGCCGUUAGAUUGGUCCACAUACCUACUGGAACCACCGUGCAACAACAAGACGAACGAUCACAACCCCGAAACAAAGCCAAAGCUUUUCUGAUCUUAAGAUCAAGAUUGGCAGCUUUAGAAAGAGAAAAAGAAAUCCUGGAACAAAGAAAAUUAAGAACUGAUCAAGUCACCACUACAGAUAGAUCAGACAAAAUCAGAACCUACAACUACCCCCAGAAUCGUAUCACCGACCAUAGGUGUGGGUAUUCCAUGCACGAUAUCGAAGGCUGUAUGCUGGGAGUAAGAUUAAUGGAUAUUAUUGCAAAAGUUGAGCAGCACGAAUUUGAAGAGAGACUUCAGCUCUUAAUUGCCAGUGCCUCCAACUAGCUUGUACAUAGUUUGUAAAUAGUAUAACAUGCUGGA
Hyphopichia burtonii NRRL Y-1933 is the source of this 1248-nucleotide messenger RNA. RefSeq lists its product as uncharacterized. Gene Ontology annotation, molecular function: translation release factor activity. Bases 4 to 1212 code for a protein of 402 amino acids. NCBI's taxonomy places the organism in Eukaryota, Fungi, Ascomycota, Pichiomycetes, Serinales, Debaryomycetaceae. The transcript has a single exon. The record is from RefSeq and is a predicted model, not a curated record. Gene Ontology annotation, biological process: translational termination.